Messenger RNA from Penicilliopsis zonata CBS 506.65, 758 nucleotides. RefSeq lists its product as hypothetical. The record is from RefSeq and is a predicted model, not a curated record. The transcript has 7 exons. Gene Ontology annotation, biological process: RNA splicing. The coding region runs from base 174 to 638 and encodes 154 amino acids. NCBI's taxonomy places the organism in Eukaryota, Fungi, Ascomycota, Eurotiomycetes, Eurotiales, Aspergillaceae. Gene Ontology annotation, molecular function: ATP binding. Gene Ontology annotation, cellular component: nucleus; exon-exon junction complex.
ACUCGUUGGCAAGCAGCAGAACUUCGACUCGUGGUCGUCGAUCAGAGUCACAAAGGACACGCCAGGCGAGCUUCCCGCGCAGAGACGGUGCCAGAGGGUUCGAAGUCGCCGCGCUCUCGUUUCGGUCCCGCGUGGUCAGGAUCGGUCACUCCCAGGAGGGAUCACAGCGCAAUAUGUCGAAUCAGAACGAGCCUUUCUACCUCCGAUACUACUCGGGUCACUCUGGGCGGUUUGGACAUGAGUUCUUAGAAUUCGAUCUUCGCACUCUCGGUGAUGGACGAAGCGCUGCUGUGAGAUAUGCGAACAACUCCAACUAUCGCAAUGACUCGCUCAUCCGCAAAGAGAUGUGCAUCAGCUCUGCAAUGAUCCAAGAGGUGAAGCGCAUCAUCAAAGAAAGUGAAAUCAUGAAGGAAGAUGAUUCCAAGUGGCCACAGAAGAACAAGGACGGGCGACAAGAACUGGAGAUUAGAAUUGGCAACGAGCACAUUUCCUUUGAGACGGCCAAGAUUGGUUCGUUGGUUGACGUGACCGAGUCUGCAGACCCAGAGGGUCUCCGCGUCUUCUACUACCUCGUCCAGGAUCUCAAAGCGCUCAUCUUCUCUCUCAUCUCUCUCCACUUCAAGAUCAAGCCUAUCUAAUCGCGCAUUCUCCGGGGUGAAAUGUUGGGGGGAGAGGGGAAAUAAUGGCGACAUGACAUUGGCGUUUCCAAUUGAUCACAAUGGGACUUUAGAAAACCAAAAUAGCUCUGUAGUUCUUUU